This is a messenger RNA of Oldenlandia corymbosa var. corymbosa, 842 nucleotides long. The record is from the annotation of a GenBank genome assembly. NCBI's taxonomy places the organism in Eukaryota, Viridiplantae, Streptophyta, Magnoliopsida, Gentianales, Rubiaceae.
GGAGGAAUGAUAUCACAAGGAAGUGGUGAAACCGAAACCCACGGCAAUGUUUGACAAUUGACUAGAUCUCCCUAUUGAGCAAAUCAGGUGUGGCAGCCAACAACACUUAAAUUUGUUUGGAUCAGUUUAAAGAGCCAAUUAAGCCAAAAUAAUUAGUACCUUCUCUUCCUAAUUGUCUCCUUCCCAAUAUCUCUCUCUUCAAGAACCCGAGUUGUCUGUUCUUGGAUGCACAUUUUCUCUGAAUUUUCAUGGCACAGCAAAAAGUGGUGGUGAAACUUAUGACAUUGACCGACGAGAAGACAAAACAAAAGGCAAUCGAAGCAGUUGCUGACAUUUUUGGAGUGGAUUCAAUUGCUGCUAAUGUGAGCGAUCAGAAGGUGACCAUAAUCGGGGAAAUGGACACGGUCGCAGUAGCCAAGAAACUGAAGAAACUUGGGAAGAUUGAUAUUGUAUCGGUUGGUCCAGCUAAAGAAGAAAAGAAAGACGAGAAAAAGGAUGAGAAGAAGGCCGAAGAUAAUAAGGCACAUGACAAAAAAUGACCACAAAAACACCUCAAAGAAACUGAUCCAUGAAUAUUAUCUCCGAACAUAUCCCUCUUUGUACAAAUUCUUGUCUGUUGAGAUGUGUGUUAAUUGAUUGUUCCCCCUUUUGCCGAUCUGGUCUCUGUAAAAUGAAGAAUUAUACCUUUUACAUUUUUUUGGUCUGUAAACGGUAUUUCCUCUAUACAUUCAUACUUCAAUACUCCCUCCAGUCCUUAUUAUAAAGCAUUUUGAUAUCUUUUAAAAUUAAAAUAAAAAUUUUAAAAAUAUUUCAUAAUAAUUAAGAGAACACAAGGAAUGUGA